AUGUACAUGCUAAGGCUGAGCCUUGGCGCUCGAACACCUAACUUGACCACAACUCUCGCCGGUCAUAACAGCAACUAUUCUAGAGAAGCAGUGGCGACGAGUCUGCCUCCGGGCAACGUAGGACCUGAGAUCGAGAGCUGGUUCGGCGUUGGAGAUGGCGCAGACCCCGCAGCGGAGAAUGACUGGUCAUUCCUCCCCUUCAUGGCCCUCUCGGACGGCGCCCACGCAUCCACCCAAGAUUUCUCCUACUUCACCCUCCGUCGAAGAGCUACGGGUACCAGCCCUCCCACCUCCGUUUUUGGCAUAUCGUGCACCCGGCAAAUGGACGCCAAUGAACUUCUGAACAAACCGCCCGAUGUCACGAGGAGUACAGUGCAAAAGGCGAUUGUGGUUGUUGCGGAUAGUCCACAACUCUUUGGGCAGUUGAGAGAGAGGCUUUCUAUGGUCACGGGUGCGUGGUUCGCACAGAAGGACUUUACAGAUGUGGACAUCCUGAAGGUCGGUCUAUCAUUGAGGGAACUCAUACACGAAUACAAGCACCAAACACUGGUGCUCUUCAAAUGCUGCUUGCUGCAACCGAAGAUGCUUUUCUUCGGUUCCCGCUGUGAGCGACUAUGCAUGUUGCAAUUUGCUUUGGUUUCUUUGAUACCCGGUCUUUUGCGGAGAUUGCAAGACGCUGCGGAUCCAGAUUUCGACAGCUACGAAAAGAACUUGGUCAUGCCAACGUCUUUGAAAACAAGUGACCGGAAUUCUUUGCUGUCUUAUAUGGGCCUCCCGCUGCAGCUCUUCGGCAAAGGUGCUCUCUUCGGACCAUAUACACCAUUGCAGCAGCUGGACGUCUUGGCCGACUACGGCACGAAGUCAUACAUCGUAGGAUCCACCAACUCUCUUCUCUUGCAGCAGAAAGAUCGCUACAGUGACAUACUCGUCAAUCUUGACGAAACGACCAUCAAUAUCACUUCAUCCUCCCUCAGGACUGCCCUAGUUCUAUCUGCGGCAGAUAGGCGUUGGAUAGACUUUCUGAGCACCACCGUCCACGAGACCUGGGACGAAAACAACCCCUCCCGACCCAAAACAAUGGGCUACAUGGGCUCCGAAGAAUUCAUCCGCCUCCAGUUCGAAGAGUAUCUCCUGGCCUUUCUCUCUUCCGUAAAGUACCACCUCUAUCUCUCGCAUUCACCGCCCCUUCCCACAAUCGAAGGUGACCCAACGAUCGACUUCAACCCAGACUUCAUCCACAACUGGUGCCAGACCUCCAACUUUGCACUCUUUGACUCUCACACCGACUCCGACCUCUUCGACAUCGUCGAGCCUCGCCAUCCCACAGCAGGAAAUCUCAGCUUCGAGGACAUACAACGCCGUCUCGCGCUGCAAAUCCAGACAUUGCAUCUCGAUGACAGAUUAGCAACGAGCAAGGAAGCACUGAACAAGCACUUAGCAACCGGCCACAAAAAGGUCUCCACGGCCUUCUCAAACCUCUGGGCGGACAUCGAAGCAAUGCGAGAAGCCCAGCGCAAACGUGCCGAAAUCGCUAGCUUCGGAAGCAUCAGAGCCAGCUCCAACACUGGCGAGCCAUCCUCGGAGAAUGCUCCUUCAGCACAGCGCUUCGCAGCUCGCGCUCCCGAUCUCACAGCCGCGCAAGCCUCCGUGCAGGCGGCAGGGCAGAAAGCAGGCGCGUACAUCUCCUCCUGGGGUGCGUGGGCGAGUGAAAGGAGGAAAGGGUGGGCGAAGGGGAGUCCGAAUGCGAGUAGUGAGAAUGUAGCUGCUGGAGUAACGAGUCCGACGAAGCUGGCCAAAUGGAACAGCGGGAUUGGAGGGAAGAGGAUUCGGGAGGAGAAGGGUGGUGAUGGGAUUGGGAGGCUGGAUGCCUGA
Molecule: messenger RNA, 1872 nt
Organism: Letharia columbiana
Lineage: Eukaryota; Fungi; Ascomycota; Lecanoromycetes; Lecanorales; Parmeliaceae
Exons: 10
Coding region: 1-1872 (623 amino acids)
Cellular component (GO): cytoplasm
Source: RefSeq, a predicted model, not a curated record